AUGCUGUUUCAUUCUUUAAGUUCAUUCACUAUGUCCUCCUACAGUUUCUGUGUUUUAGGAGGAUUUUUCUCUAGCUUUCUGGGGGCUAGUGUUGGUGACUCAGAUAAUUUAGUGAUUGCCUUUGGGAAGGAAGAGGGAAGGGCUCACUUUUCUCGCACAGAGACGCUGGAAAGGAUCCUGGGAACAAUGUUAGCCCUCUUUGCUUCCAGCCCAGAGAUGGAAAGCUCAGAGGAAAAGCCACUUAAGCUCUGGCUGGAUCCAGGCACUCAAAUGAUGACACUGAGAAUCUGCCUCUCUCUGUCAUUUUGCUCUAUUCUGCGCUGGCUUCAUCCUCUGGGAGUUUCCUCUUUAUGUGACAGAGAGGAUGAAGCUUGGGCAAUGGCAGCUGAGCACACCAGUCUUUUUGCAACAGUUUCACCCAGAAGCUCUUGUCCUGAGUCCCUUUGGCCUGUUUUGGGUCAUGUGCUAUCACUAAGACUUUGA
Molecule: messenger RNA, 483 nt
Organism: Rangifer tarandus platyrhynchus (Svalbard reindeer)
Lineage: Eukaryota; Metazoa; Chordata; Mammalia; Artiodactyla; Cervidae
Source: the annotation of a GenBank genome assembly